Molecule: messenger RNA, 1173 nt
Organism: Vespa mandarinia (Asian giant hornet)
Lineage: Eukaryota; Metazoa; Arthropoda; Insecta; Hymenoptera; Vespidae
Product: WD repeat domain-containing protein 83
Biological process (GO): mRNA splicing, via spliceosome
Cellular component (GO): catalytic step 2 spliceosome
Molecular function (GO): protein binding
Source: RefSeq, a predicted model, not a curated record
UUACCUAUGUCACGUGACCAAAAUAAUUAAUAAAAUGGAAUGAAUCAAAAUGAAGGAAUUAUUCAAAUGAUUUUUUAGCCGGUAUAACCUAUUUGGUAUAAAAUGUUUAGGAGAAAUUAUAUAUAAUAUAUCUGAAGUAUUAUUCGUUAGAAUGGUGUAAAUAUAACAUUUAAAAUAAGAAAAUGUAGUUAUUAAUUUGAAAAGAUUAUUCUAUUUAACUUUUCUACGAGAUGAGUGCUACAGAAAUAAAAUAUAAGUUCGAACGAGAAAUAGAUUGUAAACAAGGUGCAGUAAGAUCAGUUCGUUUCAGUGUUGACGGAGAAUACUGUUUGACAUGUGGAUCAGAUAGAAAAAUAAAGUUAUGGAAUCCUUACAAAGCUACAAAUUUAAAAGUCUAUGGAGGACAUGGAGACGAAGUAAUGGAUGUUUGUGCAUCUUGCGAUAGCAGUCAAAUAGUGUCUUGUGGUUUAGAUAAAUCUUUGAUUUUAUGGGAUGUAAGUACUGGAACACCUGUUCGACGCUUAAGAGGACAUGCAGGUCCUGUAACAACUGUAAGAUAUAAUGAAGAAUCAUCAAUGGUUGUUUCUGGAUCUCGAGAUAAUACUGUUAUGUGUUGGGAUGUACGGUCUAAAUCAAUAGAAUCUGUACAAUGUUUGAAUGAGGCCAAAGAUUCAAUUUCUAGUGUUAGAACUUCUGAUCAUGAAAUUUUAUCAGCAUCAUUCGAUGGAAAGAUACGAAGAUAUGAUAUUCGUGUUGGCCAAAUGUAUUCGGAUUACAUGAAAGAUGCAGUGACAUGUGCAAGUUUUACAAGGGAUGGACAAUGUAUUGUGGUUAGUUGUGCAAACGAUGUAGUACGUUUAAUUGACAAAGAUACUGGAGAAUUACUUGGUAAAUUUACUGGGCAUACAGCUAAAGAUCUGUGUUUAGAAUCAAGUGUAGAUUCUCAAGACACACAAAUUCUUUCGGGCUCUGAAGAUGGUAAAUUAUGGGUAUGGGAUUUGGCAACACAGACGGUUGUUGCAAAACUUUCUGGAUACAGACCAUCAAAAUACCCUACUUUAUCUAUAAACGUUCAUCCAACUAAAAAUUGUUUUAUAGCUGCAAAUGGCUAUAGUAUAUUAAUGUGGAGUGCAGAAUCUACUGCAAAAGUUGAAUAAGGUGUAUAAGAUAUAA